AUGCGGCUGUUACUCCAUGAGAUUUUUUCGAAGAAGAAGGCUCAAUUCGACGAAGAGCUCAAACAUCUGGCCCAAAUCAGCAGCAUUGCCGUGGGAAUAGAGGAGGGUGACCGUGGAUUUGGGGUGCUUGAUAUGUACGGCCACGAUUUCAUUACUACGUCGAGUCCGAAGCUUCAAAACGUCGACGUCUUCUCUUCUAGUGAUUUCAGAAAUGUAAGAUUUGCCACCGUAGGUGUCGUCGGAGAUCACAGUGUAAGAUGGUGGGCUAGGUGGGAAGAAGGCGAACUUGGCGGGGAUUGA
Molecule: messenger RNA, 300 nt
Organism: Ilex paraguariensis (yerba mate)
Lineage: Eukaryota; Viridiplantae; Streptophyta; Magnoliopsida; Aquifoliales; Aquifoliaceae
Source: the annotation of a GenBank genome assembly